This is a messenger RNA of Aspergillus sclerotioniger CBS 115572, 1171 nucleotides long. RefSeq lists its product as uncharacterized. The transcript has a single exon. The record is from RefSeq and is a predicted model, not a curated record. Lineage: Eukaryota; Fungi; Ascomycota; Eurotiomycetes; Eurotiales; Aspergillaceae. Bases 228 to 953 code for a protein of 241 amino acids.
UUGACCCCCCUCGCACUCCCCUUUCCCGGUCUUCUCCCCCGCCUCGGCCGAAACAUUUCCCAUCUUCAUCUUCAUCUCCAUCUCCAUCAUCAUCUUCACCCUCUAUCGACCGGCUUCGCUCUCUUCGGAUACUGGUCUAUUGCAAUGUGCCUACUGGAUCCCGUCUAAGCACGGAUCCGGGAAUACUCGCGUGUUCCGACGCCAGCCUGCGCAGCACCGAUCCCGGGAUGCCGGCGGACGCGAAGAGUGCUACCUGCAAAGUAAAGCUAUGCUCCAGUCUUUGUGGCCGUUGGCUAAUGUCUGCUCGUCUCCAGCUCGACCUGACCCCGAAAUGGCUGCCUGAACCCACUCACCAGAACGCGCACCUUGACGAAUCCCAUCUUCGAUUCAAAUACAGGGCGCGGCUCGUGAUACAUGCCACCCCUGUGCCUUUGAAAUUCCCAGCACCAGGCAGAAUCUUUCAUCGAGAGCUGUGCUGGUCAAUCCUGUUCGUCGCCCAUGCUCGUGGGCCACCCGGGAAGGAGGACCGGCAAGUGGUUAUCCGAGGAAACAAAAUCGGUGCCAUGGUCGGCCCCUCGCCCGCAAUCUCUGCUGAACCCAAGAGCACUUUUGAGUUAUAUGCCCCCAGAUCCGUAAGGUUUGGGUGUGGAGUCAAUGCUCGGUGGUUUUGCACCUCCAGGUGUCGCGACCUUGUCACAAGGCCAAUACUCCAAAAACAAUCGCCGCAGCAACAACAAAUUCCCACAGAUCCCCCACUCCCUGAUUUCUGGUACUCCCGCAUCAGUUUUUUGAUGCCUGGUAACUGUGCUGUCAGUAUGGCUGAUCUAGGUCCACUCACUUUGCCAUAUCUGGCAACACCUUUGCGGCUAGCAUGUGUAAGGAUAGUGGUGGGAUGCGCAACGCGUUUCUCCCUGCAGUUGCUUCUGCUUGCUCAAAGCUCGAAAGGUUUCUAAAGCUAGCGAUUCAGACGACGACGACCCGCCUAGUACAUACUGCAGUUGUGUUGCAAAGCGCAUCAAGAAACGCCAAAUGUGAGCAUGUGAUGGAUAGAUGAAAAGCACCAUGUUGAGAGCCAUAUCGCCAUAUCGUCAUGCCACGACGUCAUCCACUUUUAUGGAUGACGGCCGAGGGAAGGAAUCCAAGCCGGCAGACAUGUGACCAUGACGACCUG